Messenger RNA from Solanum verrucosum, 2227 nucleotides. RefSeq lists its product as uncharacterized. Bases 172 to 2073 code for a protein of 633 amino acids. The record is from RefSeq and is a predicted model, not a curated record. NCBI's taxonomy places the organism in Eukaryota, Viridiplantae, Streptophyta, Magnoliopsida, Solanales, Solanaceae. The transcript has a single exon.
CGCGCUUAAGGACAAUGAUUAUAUGUCAUUUUCUUGAAAACUAAGCAUAUCAUUAUUUAAACGUGAUAGCUGACUUGAUAAACAGCAACAACCAAACAAACACAAAGAAAUAGUUGAAUGAAUAUAAUUCAACAAACUGUUUAAACGAAAAAACAGUCCACAAAGGGCUUAAUGGAGGCUGAGAAAGUAACAGGCAUUCAUGGUUGUUGCCCCAAUCCUCUCCUUAUACUUCUUGAGCCUCAAAACCAUCAGCCACUUCCUAAGCCCAAAAGCACAACCGCAGCUUGCCGGCACACCUUUGCAACCACAACAACUUCCUCUUUUUUCCCAAAUACUCAUUUCACUAACCAUGAAUCCCUUCCUUCAUAUCAAGAAUCAUAUGAUCAGUUCCUCAAAGCUUAUCCUAAGUAUUCCGAAUCUCACCAAGUCGACAAGAUUCGGAAUCAAGAAUACUAUCAUCUGUCAGUUUCUAACCAUGUGUGCCUGGAUUACAUUGGCAUUGGUCUCUUCUCUUACUCACAGGUUCAAUCACAGGUUUCUGCGGUUGUCCCGCUGACAUCCUCUUCUUCUUCUCCGUCAUCUCAUGAAUGUAGUGAGUAUCCUUUCUUUGACAUAUCUUGCAAGUCUGUUGAUCUCAAAUCCGAGCUAUUACAUGGCGGUGAUGGAUCACAAUUGGAAUCCUGUAUCAAGAAAAACAUCAUGAAUUUUCUUAACAUGUCUACAAAUGAAUAUUCCAUGGUUUUUACUGCUAAUAGAUCAUCAGCCUUUAAGCUUAUAGCCGAAUCUUACCCUUUCAAAACUAGUAGAAAGCUUCUUACAGUUUAUGAUCAUGAGAGUGAAGCAUUGGAGACUAUGGUCAAUACAUCAGAGAAAAGAGGGGCUAAUAUAAUGUCAGCAGAAUUCAAAUGGCCACGGCUAAGAAUUAACUCCGCGAAACUCAGGAAACUGAUUAUAAGGAAGAAAAAGCAAAAGAAAUCAAGGGGACUAUUUGUGUUCCCCCUUCAGUCAAGAGUGACCGGAGCAAGUUACUCUUAUCAGUGGAUGAGUUUGGCGCAGGAAAAUGGUUGGCAUGUUUUGCUUGAUGCAUGUGCAUUGGGACCAAAGGACAUGAAUAGCUUUGGACUUUCCUUAAUCCAUCCUGACUUCCUUAUUUGCUCUUUCUAUAAGGUUUUUGGUGAAAAUCCUACAGGGUUUGGAUGCCUCCUUGUCAAGAAAUCAGUUGUAUCGAUGUUGGAAGCUUCGGUCAGUACAGGCAUUGUAAGUCUUGUUCCACCAACACAACUCUUAAAUUCACUAGAUUCAUCAGGCAGUGGCACGGAGCUUGAACAAAAAAACAAUUUUGUUACAAAACUGGAUGAGCUGCAUAUAUCUGGCUCUAAUUCAGCUCACAAUUCUGCUAAAUCCACACACAACAAUGAAUCUGGAAAAGAUGCUCCAAAGGAUAAGAGCAAAGAGGAAUUAGAUCAAUCCAUUAGUACACUAGGCGACAACACUAAGCUGGAAGAAAAGAGAAGCAUAGAGAUUCAAUGCAGAUGCUUGGAUCAUGUGGAUUCGCUCGGACUGAUGCAAAUUGGUAACAGAAGAAGGUAUCUAGUCAAUUGGCUUAUUAGUGCACUCCUGAAACUUAAGCAUCCAAAUAGAUUGGAUCAUUUUCCUCUGGUCAAAAUCUAUGGACCAAAGAUAAAAUUUGACAGGGGAACUGCUAUGGCGUUUAAUCUGUUCGACUGGAAAGGAGAAAGGGUGGAACAAAUUCUCAUACAGAAGCUUGCUGAUCGGAACAAUAUUUCUCUCAGCCAUGGGUUUCUGUCACAUUUGUGGUUUCCAGACAAGUAUGAGGAAGAGAAGCAGAGGACUAUAGAAGGAAAAAAGUGUGACGAAAAAGAUGCACAGAACAAAAAAUCUAAAAAAACUGACUUUGGGAUAUCAGUAGUUACCAUUGCCCUUAGCUUUCUGGCCAACUUUGAAGAUGUUUACCGGCUUUGGACAUUCAUAGCUCAGUUUCUUGAUGCAGACUUUGUGGAGAAAGAACGGUGGAGAUACAGCUCUCUGUAUCAGAAAACGAUUGAAGUUUAACAUAGCAGUUUUUUGUCAGCAAUUCUGUUGCUGCAAAAGACUUUCAAGUGUGAUACUUCUUUCUUGUCAAUGUAAAAGGAAACAAAUACUGGAUUUUUGUCCAGAAAAUGUAUGAGAGUCCAAACAUUUGGAUGGAAAGGCACAUUUUUUUUCA